AUGUUAUUUUUAUUAUUUUUAUAAAUCGCUUAUGCAAAUCAAAACGAAGACUAUGUUCGCAUCAAUUCCACUAUUAGUGCCAAUAUUAGAUAUGGAUAAUUUAUACAAUUAAUUCCUAAUACCUUUGGAAUGGGAGAGAACAAUCAAUAUCCAAUUGUUGAUGGGACAGCAAUUAUUAAUUUGACCAUUAGUUCCCCAGCGAAGAAUGAAUUCGACUUUUUUGUCUUUGACUCUCCUUACAAUCAAUUUUACGUCUGCUACAUUCAUUUUUCAGAGAGAUCAGGGAAUAUAUGCUAGCAAUUAGUAUCCAAUAUUUGUCAACCUUGCCCCAAAAAUUAAUUUUACUUUUAAACUUUAGUCUCAGUAUUUCUCUAAGCUGUGAUGAGUGUUCAAUUAAAUUAUCAGACCAAAAUUUCAGAUGCUACAAAUAUGAACUCAUUAUGUUUUUUGGGAUGUCAAAGCGAUCAAGUAGGCUCAUUCAUUAUAGCUAAUACAUCUUAUAAAAACUAUUAGAAUGCAGCCUCAUAUAUGAUUUUAGACAAUACUCCUUUUCCCAACCUUGUUGAUUGUAAUAUUACAGUCAAAAAUUGUUAAAAUGCUAGUAGUGAAAUAGAAAAUCAGGUUGUGGAUGAAAGCUUUAAAAAUUUCUGCAAAAUUAUGAGAAAUAUAAGUUGUGUUUAAUAAUUCUAGAAUAUAACUGAACCUGAAAUCCAAUUUGAUAUAGAUUUCGAUAUCUAAAUAACUCCAAACAAUAAUCUGUAUUAUGUCUAAUAUAUGGUGAUGAUAAUUCUAGUAAUCAUAAUUAUUUUUCUGUUUAUCAUUCUAUGUGUUAUUGCAAUGAGAUAUAAACGAGUCAAAAAGAAAAUCUAUCAAACAAUUAAGAAAAAAAAGUGA
Molecule: messenger RNA, 894 nt
Organism: Paramecium tetraurelia
Lineage: Eukaryota; Ciliophora; Oligohymenophorea; Peniculida; Parameciidae
Exons: 2
Source: RefSeq, a predicted model, not a curated record